Messenger RNA from Nelumbo nucifera (sacred lotus), 1938 nucleotides. RefSeq names its product Exostosin family protein. The record is from RefSeq and is a predicted model, not a curated record. Gene Ontology annotation, molecular function: glycosyltransferase activity. NCBI's taxonomy places the organism in Eukaryota, Viridiplantae, Streptophyta, Magnoliopsida, Proteales, Nelumbonaceae.
CUUGUGUCAGCUGCUCCGAACUCCUGUAGGCCCAGAUCUAGAUAGUCCCUGAGCGACUGAUAAGUGAAAACACACAGAGAUUCUCCGGUAACUUCAACCACAGACAGAUGGCUGGAAAACAUCUCUUCUCCGGCAAUGCAACCAGAGACAGAUCCUCCUCGCACCCCUCCUUUCGUACUCCUACCACGUCAUCAUUAUUCCUCUUCGUCAUUAUCCUUCUCGCCAUCGGAUUAGUUUUCUUCUUCUUCUCUUCCUCCACCUCCCACACGCCCUCCCACUCCUCUCUCCCAUUGUUCCCAGAUCCCAACUCUAACGUCAAACCAGAUUUCUCUUUCGUUGCCUCUCUCGAGAAAUUCCUUACAACCAGAUCUCACGGUCUGAAAUCGCAGCCUGCUUCGGACGAUUCGGUGGGUGUCGAUGCGGAUGAAGAAGCUGUAAAGGCUUUGGACAAUUCGAUCUGGAAGACUGAAAUGGAGAGGAUUCACGAGAAUCCAUUCUUUCCGGCUCCGACUCCGCCGGCUUCGGUUCUCAGGGUUUAUGUCUACGAAAUGCCGUCGAAAUUUACUUAUGAUCUACUUUGGCUGUUUAGAAACACAUACAAGGAAACAUCAAAUCUAACUUCUAAUGGCAGCCCUGUUCAUCGCUUAAUCGAACAGCAUUCCAUUGAUUACUGGCUAUGGGCGGACCUGAUUGCUCCAAAAUCAGAGAGGCUACUGAAAAAUGUUAUAAGGGUCCAUCGGCAAGAGGAAGCGGACCUGUUUUACAUCCCGUUCUUCACUACUAUCAGCUUCUUCUUAUUGGAGAAACAGCAGUGCAAGGCUCUUUACAGGGAGGCUUUGAAAUGGGUGACAGAUCAACCCGCCUGGAAGCGAUCUGAAGGAAGGGACCAUAUACUUCCAGUUCAUCAUCCUUGGUCAUUCAAGUCCGUCAGAAGAUUUAUGAAAAAGGCAAUUUGGCUUUUACCAGAUAUGGACUCCACAGGAAACUGGUACAAGCCUGGUGAAGUAUGGCUGGAAAAAGACCUUAUUCUUCCUUAUGUUUCAAAUGUUGAUGUAUGCGAUGAGAAAUGCCUGUCAGAAAGUGAAUCAAAGAGAACCACAUUGCUUUUCUUUCGUGGCAGGCUCAAAAGAAAUGCUGGAGGAAAGAUACGUGCAAAAAUUGUAUCAGAAUUAAAUGGUGCUGAGGGUGUUGUUAUAGAGGAGGGAACAGCUGGGCAGGGAGGAAAAGCAGCUGCUCAGGAUGGCAUGCGCAAAUCUAUUUUUUGUCUAAGUCCAGCUGGAGACACUCCAUCAUCUGCUAGAUUGUUUGAUGCCAUUGUUAGUGGUUGCAUCCCUGUUAUAAUCAGUGAUGAAUUGGAGCUUCCCUUUGAAGGAAUACUUGAUUAUCGGAAGAUAGUUUUAUUUGUCUCCUCAAGUGAUGCUGUUCAACCAGGCUGGCUUCUAACAUUCCUCAAGAGUAUCAGUCCUUCACAAAUAAGAGAAAUGCACACCAACCUUGCCAAGUACUCAAGACAUUUCCUAUACUCUAAUCCAGCUCAACCCCUUGGCCCAGAGGAUUUGACCUGGAGAAUGAUUGCAGGUAAGUUGUUGAACAUCAAACUACUUAUCCGUAGAUCACAGCGAGUAGUGAAAGAAUCCAGAAGCCUGUGUACAUGUGAAUGCAAGUACAAAAACAUCACAACCUUAUCAUGAUUAGUUGCUGAUGGCCCAUGCCACCAUGCAUUUUUUUUUCUUAUUUUUCAUGCUAGAUUCUCAUUUCUCUGAUUUUUCCCCUACAAAUGUCUUCAGUUGUUUUGAACACUUCUCUAUUAGUGAGAAAAGAGAUGUAGUUGUUAUUGUGAAUCAUGUAAAUUAUGUUGCUUAUCAAGAUCAUGUAAUAUUUUCCAUUUUAUUUGUAAUGCUCCCGUUAUGCUCAUAGCUGUCAUUUGUUACGUUGGCA